CAGGUUCCUCUCUUCCCCCCAACCCGUCCCUCCUCGUGGGCGGGGCCGGUCCCGGUCUUCUCUGCAGUGUACCCCCCCCCUCCAUCUGCAGUCUGCAGUCCCAUCACUGCUGCGUCCUGCGGAGAGCGCGCGCGCACCACCGUCGGAGAUGGCUUUCACCUCCCUUCUUGUCGUUUGGAUCCUGGCGGUUUCAGCUCAAGGUAGCGUUGGACCGAGCACCAGCACCAGCUUCUGCACCGAGUCCAAAGAGUGUUUGGAAUAUGAGCUGAUCUGCAAAACGGACGAGUAUGAAGUUCGACACUACAGCCCCACCCGCUGGAUUUCAACAGACGCCGAGGCUUAUUUCAUGGGGGUGGGUGCAGCCAUGGCUUUCCGGAGGCUCUUCCAGUACAUCACCGGCGCCAACGAAGGAGGCGUUCAGAUGGAGAUGACGGCCCCCGUCCUGGUGAAGAUCCCAGAGGACAGCAAGAUGUGGGGGCCGGCUAUCUACACGCUCAACUUCCUGCUGCCCGCCGCCUAUCAGGAAGUCCCACCGGCCCCCACCAACGACAAGCUGUAUUUCACGGAGAUGCCGCACAUGAACGUGUAUGUGAGGAGCUACGGAGGGUGGAUGCUGUCCAUCGACUCCCGGAGUCAUACUUACCUGCUGACUGCAGAGCUGGAACGAGUGAGAGCUGCAUACAACCAUAGCUACCACUAUGGCGUUGGCUACGACAGCCCCUUGAAGCUGCUGAACAGACACAAUGAGGUUUGGUACGUGGCCGAGGGCCAGCCUGUCUGCUCUGACCCACAGGAGCCCACUCCUGCACACACGACCCGGCCCACUCCGACCCAACCGCCCUCAGCCUCCCCGUCUGACUUCCUCCGACGCAUGCUCUCCGACUCCGCCGUGAUGGUGUCCUCCAACGUGUCCUCCAACGCAACGUUUAACGCCUCCUCGCUGCUGCCUUCUGACCCCUCCCCUCUCCUGCCAUCCAAAGCACCAACCGAUCGUCCCUCGGACCAACCCCUUAACUCCACCCAUCCGGCCCCCUCUGCUCAGAUGCCCCUCGAGACCUCCACCAACUCCUCAGAUCCUGUGUCUGAGAGUCCGCUGCCAGAGCUGCAGCCUGACGCCGAGCUGUGGAACAGCACAGCAGGCAGCGCGAUGGACUCCGAAGCCGAGCCGAGCGCUGUGUCUGAGUCCGCCAAUGCGGUUUAGCAUUUCCUGUUAGCAGAAUCAAACGCCUGUUCUCUGUGCGUCUCCGUCCUCCUUGUAGCACCUCCUGCUCCACGCUACACCACAGCUUUAGCGCCAGAAUCAUGUAUCACCAAGUACGCUUUUCCACUUCUUCUCCAGCAUUAUCCCACAUUUAUAUCCUAAAAUGAGGUCACCUGUAAGCAUUCAUUUAUGUGUGGAAGCAAGCUAAAGUAGAAUGGACUUUCAUGACCACUUUUUGUUCUACAUUACUGUACUUUUAGCAGCACAUAGGUGUGUGUCAGCACACACGUCCAGCGUGAUCUCUGCUGCCGCAUUAACCCUACAAAUUAGUAAACUUUGGAAACAAAUAGUUUAUAAACUUCAUAGUUGGCAAGUAUGCACUUCAAAUAUCUGCUGAUGUGUAGGUUUUGUGAAAUGUGUGUGGAAUUUAGGCCAGCUUCAUGACUCUAAUAACUCCUAUGAGACAAAAUAAUAAUAAUAAUAUUUGAUUUUUAUUCAUAAAAGAAGGAAAAACUUACAUCUUGUUCCUAAAAUGUUAUUUCACGAGAGAUGAAAGCAGCUUUUGUCCAGGUACAUCCUCCUCUCACACCACUCCAUGAUCACCUCCUCCACGGUUCAAAAUCAUGCAGUCAUGACCUUUUUCACCCAGCUUCUCCAUGUGUUCUCCUGAGGUGUUGAAUGCUAGAAAAGCAGCAGAAAACCAGCAUCUUGAAGGUUUUGCUUCAUCAAAACUAUAAGCUGUGAUUCUAUGUGCACAGAAAAUGUUAAAAGGUGAGAAUGUUCUUCCUCACACAGCAAAAGAAAAACACCACAAGUUGAGAAAAAGAUGUAAAUGUAAAAGAUUUUUUUUAGGCUUUAAGAACUUCAAUGAUUAGAUCUUUUUCCAAAAACUGUUUAGCCACAAAACCUUUUAUCUCAAACCGCCGUAUUUAUCUGGGAUUCAUGGUUUGAAGCUUGCUCUGGCAUCACUCUGAAAACUUGACAGACUUUGUGGGAUGUAUUUACUGUAUGUAGUCUAGCUGUUGUGGGACGACACCAAAGAUCUGAGUCUGGUGCACUCCGCUUCCAGAGGAAAAAGGUUCUGAGGAAGACGCAAUAAAAGCUGAACUUGUUCAAUUCA
Molecule: messenger RNA, 2321 nt
Organism: Oryzias melastigma (Indian medaka)
Lineage: Eukaryota; Metazoa; Chordata; Actinopteri; Beloniformes; Adrianichthyidae
Gene: soul5l
Product: heme-binding protein soul5, like
Exons: 7
Coding region: 149-1201 (350 amino acids)
Cellular component (GO): cytoplasm
Source: RefSeq, a predicted model, not a curated record